CCUUUUUUUUAAUUUCUUGGGGUUUCUGCAUCCAAACGGAUUGGGAUUUGAGAGGGCUUGUGUUUGGUGAGGGUUUUGGAUUUCGAUUUCUCUUCCAUGGCGAAGAAGAGGAAAUCCGACGCGAGUCGUUUGGACGAAGUCGAUCGGACCAUGUAUACGACCUUCUGCAGUGCCGCGAAUUCGCUCUCACAGCUCUACACGCAGGCUAUGAACCAGCAGAAGCUUGCAUUCCAGGCAGGCGAGCGGCACGGAAUGGAGAAACUUUACCAGUGGAUUUUGAGGCAACAUGAGGAAGGAUCAAGAGUGUCAGGAGCCGACUUAGUUGCUUAUAUUCAGAACGAGCUCGAUUAUGGCGGAGAGGACACAUCAAUGUCCCCCAGAUUGCAAUCUCAACACCAACAUUCCCAACCCCCCACACAAUCCACAAAUUCGACCAUCCAAGCAUCUUCCGGCUCGUUUGGGCAGGCCAUAGCUGGACAGGGCCCGCUCUCCUGGCAAUCUGAUCAAACCAAGAAUUCGGUCUUCUCAAAUGCUCUCUCCAGCCCCAUUCGUCACAGCCUCCAACCCUUUCACUUAGCCCAGGGUGGUUAUUACCCAAAUAAUGUUUUGCCUGCUGGAAACGGAUCGGUGCGGAAUCAGGAAAUCAAUGCCCCUCAUCAGACCCGGGAUUCCAACUUCCUAAAUUCCAACGAUGCAUCCAUGGACAUGCAUGCAGAAAGCCCCACUCAUGAAUCUUAUUGAUGAUAAAAUAGCAGGCCAUCAAACAGUUGCUGCCAUCCGUUGGUGCGUAUAUUCUUAAGAGCCUCUGCAAUUCUAUUUUCAUUGUUUUCUCUGCAACUCCAACCCAAAAGCAAUAUCUGGAAAAAGAAAAAGAAAGAAAAAAGUUGCUACUCAUGGAAAUAAUCAAGCAGUGCCCAUGUCUUGGUGGAGCUUCCAAAUGAAACAGAGUCACAACAUGGUGACUACAAAUCAUCCGUCGAUUUGUCAGAGGUCCAUUCCUGUGAUGGUAGGUUUGAUAUUGUCGACAGUUUCUAGACGGCAGUUUUUCUUUUUUUCUUUAACCCUCUCCUCCUAUUUAUAUAUUGAAAUGUGUUGCUGCUACUGAGAGUGGAAGACACUGUAGGUAGUAAUUUGUUCUUCUUUUUUUCUUUUUUCUUUUUGCGGACUGGCUUUGCUCUUCAUAUAGACAUGUUGUGUAUAUGCUGUUUUAUGUUUGCUUGCUUAUAUAUACAUGGAUGUGGUGUAUAUGCUAUCUCGUGUUUGCUUGCAUUUCAUGUAAAUGGAUUCGCUGCAUAUGCUCGUGUUUGUUAAUGCAUAUAUACAUGUAUGUGGUGUA
Magnolia sinica is the source of this 1336-nucleotide messenger RNA. RefSeq lists its product as uncharacterized. Lineage: Eukaryota; Viridiplantae; Streptophyta; Magnoliopsida; Magnoliales; Magnoliaceae. The record is from RefSeq and is a predicted model, not a curated record. The coding region runs from base 97 to 741 and encodes 214 amino acids. The transcript is spliced from 3 exons.